This is a messenger RNA of Fonsecaea erecta, 339 nucleotides long. RefSeq lists its product as hypothetical. The record is from RefSeq and is a predicted model, not a curated record. Bases 1 to 339 code for a protein of 112 amino acids. NCBI's taxonomy places the organism in Eukaryota, Fungi, Ascomycota, Eurotiomycetes, Chaetothyriales, Herpotrichiellaceae. The transcript has a single exon.
AUGUCGGCCAGGAAAAGUAGCCCACUGCACUCCGACGCACCACCUGUCCCCGAAUCCCUCCUCAGCCGCGUGAUUGUGGCACCGGUGCUGUUCAUAUCUUUUCUGAUAUCGCUAUUCCUCAUUGACCGCCAAACGUACGGCGGCAUCUUCGCCCGAUCCGGCAGUCAAGAUGGUUACUAUCAUUCCCACCAACGCAAAUUGGCCAAGCGAGAGAUGGACGACGCUUUUCAGAUGCGGAGCAAGGUCAUCGCGGCGAUGGUCUUGUUGAGCGCGAUCUCCUUGGCUCUGCUUGCUUGGAUCCUGGAAUCGGCGUGGAAAGUGUGGAGAUAUAGGACGUGA